ACAGCACUGUACACUGGGCACCAGGAGAAAGCAGCUGCACAUCUACUACACCCUAGAAGAGAUCACCAUGAGCACAGCUGGGAAAGUCAUCAAAUGUAAGGCUGCAGUUUGCUGGGGACCCAAACAACCUCUCAGCAUUGAAGAGAUUGAAGUUGCACCUCCAAAGGCUCAUGAAGUUCGCAUAAAGAUUGUGGCGACUGGAGUUUGUCGAUCAGAUGAUCAUGUUAUAAGCGGUGCAUUAAAUGUGAAGUUCCCUAUAAUACUGGGCCAUGAGGCUGCUGGGAUUGUAGAGAGUGUUGGUGAAGGAGUGACAGAUCUGCAACCUGGAGACAAAGUCAUCCCAUUGUUUAUGCCUCAGUGUGGAAAAUGCAGAUGUUGUGUAAAUCCAGACAGUAAUCUUUGCUACAAAAACGACCUUGGCAAAUAUAACGGAGUGCUAUUGGACAACACUUCUAGAUUUACCUGCAAGGGCAAACCCGUUUAUAACUUCAUCACUACCAGCACUUUUACUGAGUACACAGUGGUUGAUGACAUUGCUGUAGCUAAGAUAGACAAGGAUGCCCCACUGGAUAAGGUCUGCCUCAUUGGUUGUGGAUUCUCCACUGGAUAUGGCUCUUCUGUGCAUGUUGCUAAGGUUAAACCCGGCUCUACCUGCGCAGUAUUCGGUUUGGGUGGAGUUGGCUUGUCGGUCCUUAUUGGAUGUAAAGUUGCAGGAGCUUCCAGGAUUAUUGCAGUUGACAUAAACAGCGACAAAUUUGAAAAAGCCAAAGAGUUUGGAGCCACUGAAUGUAUCAACCCAAAGGAUUAUGACCGUCCUAUCCAUGAAGUGUUGGCAGAGAUGACUGAUGACGGAGUGGACUAUGCCUUUGAGGUCAUUGGAAAUCCAGGCGUCAUGACAUCUGCUCUUUUAUCCAGUCACUUUGGCUGUGGAAAAACUGUGAUUGUAGGCUUAGCUCCUUCAGAUGCCACCAUAACAUUUGAUCCAUUGCUAGUUCUAACUGGGCGUGUUCUGACCGGAGCAUUUUUUGGAGGUUGGAAGAGUAAAGAUGAUGUCCCAAAACUUGUGUCUGAUUAUAUGAAUAAGAAAUUUGACUUUGAUGGGCUGAUAACACACAAAUUACCAUUUGAAAAGAUCAAUGAAGGAUUUGAACUUCUGCGAAAAGGAGAGAGUAUCCGUACAGUGUUGACUAUGUGAAGAGCCCAGUCCUGGACGUCAUCUAAGGAAGAAAUCCCUAAUAUUGUCAGCAUGCAGGAUCCAAUAUUCAUUUAUCGCAAGAAACUUUUAUUGCUUUUUAUUAUAUAACUAUAAGGUCUAAUGUUACAGAUAUAGUCAGUGUAUACUGUCUUCAAUAUAUGUUAUAUAGCCACACAGUAACAUAUUGGUACUUCCCAUCUAUUUUUCUAUUCAUACUACAAAAAUAUGUGCCCCCAUUAUUGUAUGUACUGUAAAAUACAAAGUCAAAAAUGUUUGGUGAAUUAAAGGAACACAAAAACACCAGUGUAACCUUGUUACUGUAAUGUAUGUUCAAUAAAGAUCCCUGUGUUUAUCUUU
Molecule: messenger RNA, 1552 nt
Organism: Hyla sarda
Lineage: Eukaryota; Metazoa; Chordata; Amphibia; Anura; Hylidae
Product: alcohol dehydrogenase 1-like
Exons: 9
Coding region: 68-1195 (375 amino acids)
Biological process (GO): retinoic acid metabolic process; retinol metabolic process
Cellular component (GO): cytosol
Molecular function (GO): zinc ion binding; all-trans-retinol dehydrogenase (NAD+) activity
Source: RefSeq, a predicted model, not a curated record